Emiliania huxleyi CCMP1516 is the source of this 1074-nucleotide messenger RNA. Its product is annotated as alcohol dehydrogenase. Bases 1 to 1074 code for a protein of 357 amino acids. NCBI's taxonomy places the organism in Eukaryota, Haptophyta, Isochrysidales, Noelaerhabdaceae. Gene Ontology annotation, cellular component: mitochondrion. The transcript has 2 exons. Gene Ontology annotation, molecular function: oxidoreductase activity. The record is from RefSeq and is a predicted model, not a curated record.
AUGUGGCUCUUUCUACGAAGGUGGUUCACUUCCUUCCGUUUCGUUCGGCCUGCCUGGCUCCGGCUCCGGCGGCCGUCACUAGCGGCUGUAUGCGAAGCGCUUGGCGAGCGCUUGGUGCAUCGGACGGAUUGGAAGGUGGGCCCGCCGGGCCGCGGGCAGCUGCGGAUCCGCGUAGCCGCGGCGGGCGUCAACUUUGCUGACUUGCUGAAGACUCGUGGGCAGUAUCAGGAGAAGGCGGAGCCGCCAUUUGUCCCGGGGAACGAGCUGGCGGGCGAGGUUAGCGAGGUUGGCGACGGUGUCGAGGGCUUCUCUCUCGGCGACCGGAUCAUCUGCCUCAACCGCGGCGGCGCUUACGCGAGCGACUGCGUCGCCGACGCGGCAACGUGCCUCAAGCUUCCGGACGGCCCGUCGGUCGACCUGGGCGAGGCCGCGGCCCUGCUCGUCAACUACGGCACCGCGCACCUCGCGCUGACGUCGCGCGGCCAGCUCCAGCCCGGCGAGUCGGUCCUCGUCACCGCGGCGGCCGGCGGGGUCGGCCUGGCCGCAGUAGAGCUGGCGCUCAAGCUCGGCGCGCGGAGGGUCAUCGCGGCCGCCGGCUCCGAUGCGAAGCUCGCCGUCGCCUCCGACAAGGGUGCCGACGCCGCGUGCGGCAUCAACUACACCGGGCUGGACGGCAAGGCCUUCCGAGCCGCGCUCAAGGAGGCGGCGGGCAAGGGCGGCGUCGACGUGGCGCUGGACAUGGCCGGGGGAGAGCUCCUCGAGCCCGUCGUCCGCUCGCUCAACUGGAACGGGCGCGCCGUCGUCAUCGGAUUUGCCGCGGGCAGCAUCCCAAAGAUCCCGGCCAACCUGCUCCUCGUCAAGAAUGUCUCCUGCUCCGGCCUCUUCUGGGGUGCUCACCUGCAGCACGACCCGGCCACCCUCCUGGCGUCCGCGCGGCAGCUCAUCGCGUGGUGGGCCGCCGGCGAGAUCCGGCCGCACGUCUGCGCACGCGUGCCGCUCUCGCGAGCGCACGACGCCUUCGACAUGCUCGAAGGGCGCCGGUCCACAGGCAAGGUGGUCAUCGUGCCGGAUUGA